Molecule: messenger RNA, 4540 nt
Organism: Brienomyrus brachyistius
Lineage: Eukaryota; Metazoa; Chordata; Actinopteri; Osteoglossiformes; Mormyridae
Gene: synm
Product: synemin, intermediate filament protein
Exons: 4
Coding region: 149-3463 (1104 amino acids)
Biological process (GO): intermediate filament cytoskeleton organization; fast-twitch skeletal muscle fiber contraction
Cellular component (GO): intermediate filament; neurofilament cytoskeleton; costamere
Molecular function (GO): vinculin binding; intermediate filament binding; structural constituent of muscle
Source: RefSeq, a predicted model, not a curated record
UUUAACUUCUCCGAUUUUGCGGUCCCGCUAGACCUUGUGGACUCCUGAACUGGACGCGCUCAUCGUUACCAACACGACACGUUCAGUGUUUAAAAGGGAGCAACUCUCACUGACUGCUUUUCGGGUUUACCUGAUUUUAAAAAGGAAAAUGUUUCAUUUUAGGAGAACCUUUGAGGAGGAAACGACUCAAUUGCAGGAGCUAAACAAAAGGCUCAUCCAGUACCUGUCUAGGGUAAAACAACUGGAACAAGAAAAUGCCUUUCUUAUAUCAGAAAUAAACGCAGUUAGGCGUGAAACAACUUCCAAAUGGGAGAAUCAACAUAUGGCCGAGUUGCGGGAGCUCAGGAGGACGCUGGAUCGGCUGUCUUUAGAAAAGUUCAAGGCAGAGAUGGAGAGACAAAAGCUCUGGCGAGAACUUAAGAUGAUUCAAGCACUGCGCUUACAAGAAUCCGGAGAACGCAACGAUAUCAAUGGGGAGCUGAAAACCUCCGAGAAGCAGCUUCAGGAAGCUCAGAAAGCAAACGGCGCACUAGAAAGUCGUUUGCUCCAACUUCAGAAUGAGUGCGAGUGUCUGGAAGAUGCCCGCAAAAGAGAGAUUGCUCAGUUUCGUGACCAGGUUCAUUCAGGAGCAUUACCUGUUUUUAUCCAAAAACCUCCUGAUCCCCCCGAAAUCAGUAUGGAAGAGUUCGACAAAUAUGCGCGUACUCUGUCGGAGACCUGGAGGGAGACCUUUGAGGUAUACUGCAAGAGAAUUGCCGAUAUCGAAGAAUCGCUGCGCUUAGACGAGGUAAAGCUCGAAAAUCUGCAGAAGGAGAAGAUGCAAUAUACAUCAGAGGUUAAGAAACUUAACAACGAAGUGAAGAAACAAAACCAAUUGCGGGUGCACCUUGAGGAACAGCUAAGGAACAUGCAAGCUAGCUUUCCCAAGGAACUGAACCAGUACCGGGUGAUUAUUGAGGAACUGGAAGAGAAGUGCAGGAUGCUAGCCAAUGCCAUCAGCAAGAAGCUCAAGGAUCACCAAGACCUCAUGCAGAUCAAGAUGGGCCUAAGCCUGGAAGUGGCCACCUACAGGGCACUUCUUGAAGGAGAGAAUACCGAUGAGUAUAUGUGGACGGACCACCGUGCAGCAGAACCAUUUAGAAAAAUUGAUAUUCAGAUGCCUCCAUACCCUUACACUCCAAAAGGAGCAUCCAUGAGCAGGCAAGAUGGAAGAAAAUGGAAGCCUUCAAACAUAAGUUUUGACAACAAAUACAUAGAACAAACAUCACAUAUGAAAGUUUCAUCUGGUGAUACAAGGAUAGUCCCUAUUACGUUUUAUGAUGUGGGUCAACACAACUCCCCAUCCCAGAAGGACCACCCUAGAGCACCACAGGCUUCUACUAGCGUUGUCAAAGGAGUCCUGAAUACUAAGGAAAACGUUCACGCCCAGAACAAAAUAAUAGAAGAGAGAACGGCAAUGAACAAUAAGUCACAGCAUUCAAUUGAUUCAGUCAUUUCCCAGCAGGCAGGCCUCAAAGUCAGAUCUAAGCUUGGUACUUUAGCUACAGAGGACAGCAAAUCGGUGAGAGUGACGUCACCAUCAACUGUGAGCAAGGUUUUACAUGUAAGUGAUGAGAAAUGGGGAACCACACAUGUAAAGGUUGAAAAAACUAACCUUGAAAAAGAGAGUGACCUGGACACAGUCAGUAUGACCCAGGGGAAAAGCAGAGCAGGGGAUCAGAUUGUGGGAAGCACUGAUAACACAGCUGUGACAGAAGACUGCUUAGCUGGGAAUAAGAUUGAAAGUCAAGUUUCAAAUUCAGGUUCACAGUUUGCAAAGAAAUCCACUGUUAGGGAGCCAUAUGUAGAGCACAGACCACUUGCAACUGAAGAAAAUGUUCUGGAAUCAAUGUCUGUAGAAGAGAUCAUUGAGAAAGUUGUGAAACCUGCUGGUUUGGAUACAACGGUAACCUGCCAUGUGGAGAAAUCAGAAGAGGAAGAUGGAAGACUCAGGACGGAAAUAAUUUUGCAAUCCAAGGUAGAGGAUGACUUGGAUGUCUCAGAUGAAUCUGUUCUAGAAGAAUUCCUCAGCAAGAAAGUAAAGAACAUUGCAUUAGAAGACAUAAAGGGAACUCCCACAGGAAGUAUGAUUGAAAAUCUGCUUAGCUUUGGUCUGCAGGGAGAAAAAGAUCUUAAAAAUAAAUCGGUCAAUAUUGAGAUUGUUGAGGAACCAGUGGACUCUCAACAUAAUGAGGAAUAUGAAAUAACGGAGACAAGUCAAUUUAAUCAGCCAUCUUCAUUAUUCUUUGCAAUUGAGGAGCUUACAAAUGUUGAUGAGCGUUCCAGACAUUCAGAUGAUCACUUUGAAGAAAACAGAGCUCCAGUAACUCCUGGAGGAGAAUAUGAAAACAUUAGAUCUGUUCAGGUUACAGAAAGUUCAAGAGACCUGGGUGCUGCAUUAUUUAGCCAGGAUCAAGAAACUGAGUAUUUUGUAUCUACACCAGAUGAUAUUUCAGAGUCGGAUGAUGUUCCCCUGUCAUUGUAUGGACAUUAUGAAGCGUUGGAUGACUUAUCAGAUGAACGGUAUUAUCAGGAUGGGGGCCUAAUCAACCGUAUAUUUAAAAAGGAUGGCCACUGUAAGGCUUUACCUAAAACUACUUAUGUGAGAGAUGAACAUAUAUUUCCUAGAGACAGCUUCCAAGAUUGUAUUAUAGAAGAGGAAGUUCAUGUUUCUCCCACAGUGCAGGAAUCCCUUCUUGAGUUCCUAAGAAAGGACGAUAUGGAUCCAAAGGAGUACUUACAAGGGACUUUGGGGCAGUUACAAGGAACAAUAUCUGGGACUGUUAAGGAUGAGUUGGCUCUUUUCACAAAAACUGAUCAAGAAGCUUCUGGUAACUUGGCAGUUGAUAUCAGGAAAGUUCAGCAGGCUGAAGACAGUGGAACAGUGACUAUUGUAGCAGAACUUAACAUUUCCCAAAAUCUGGAAGACUCUGGACUUCUGGAAGAGCAGGGGGAAGAUUUUGAGGCGAAGUUAUUGUCAGCACUACACUCGUGCAAUCCAGGUGUACAGCAAAUAAUCAACAGCAGGAGUGAAGUUACAAUUAGCAAAGAAAAUGGGGAACGUCUGGAUGGUAAAGUGGCAGGCGAAGAUCAAGAGCAACACCUAACCCCAGAAGAACCAACAAAUCAAAUAAACAAAACAGAGAAACAUAUUAAGCUAGGGCCAUCUGAAAAGUCAUUUAUUUUCCAGAUGGAUGUCAGUGAUGUGAAACCAGCAGUCUCUAGUGGGAGUUCCGGGGAGGCUAGGAGUUCACAAGGUCUGAGAGUCCAAAAAGAUAACAGCCAUGAGGUGAAAGAGGACAUCUAUAGCUAUGUGGAGAAAGCAAACCCCCCUGUGAACCAGGAAGAAGCACCUAGCCUUGAAGGCCAUGUAAAUGAAAAAAGAAUUGCAACAGUCUACCUGGAAAGUCAAGAGGAUAAUUGAUUACGAUUAUUUUUCCACUUGCAAAGUGGACCAGGAUGAAGAGCAUGAAGAUGGAUGUAUGGAUGAUUUAAUAGACUGUUGCUGUUGUUAGAAGAUCAUUUUAAACAUGUGCUAUAGUUAAAAUGCUGUGGUUGGAAUGAAAUCAUUGUCUUGAUAACAAUACAUAGAGUUUGUGGAGAUCUCUGUAUUCCAUAUUAGAAAAUUGCAGUGAUCGCUUGCUUCAUUUAAUUCAAAAUUUUAUGCAGCAUUUAAAAUUAUUAAAAGUUACAGUGCAAUAUUAAACAGUAUUAAAGUUAGUAGGCACAUCAUAGAAAUAUUAAUCUAUAACAUAGCUCCAGAAAUGUAAAGACAGUAAAUGCAUUAUAGAGGGGGUUUAGUUAUGGGUAUAUCGGAGUUUUUUUUUUUUUUUAAAGUUGAUUCUAAAACUUACAGUAUUCAUUUAGAUAAUUAAACCAUUUUACAGAAUUAUUAAAAGCAAGUAUAUCAUCAAUCAGUUUUAGUAAUGAUGACUCAGUUCUGCAGAUGAAAAAAAUAAUGCUUUAUGCCUUGUAAUUUGUGACCUUUUAAUUAUCAAAUAUCAUUAUACAUUAGGAAGCAAAAUCUCGCCAUCUUCUGAUAGAACGAAGGCCGAAGAAACAUGUGAAUUUCAUAGAGAUCUUUCCCCUAAAAAUGCAUCAUCACAAUAAACCAUAUCCAAAGUUACUGCUCUGUUAAAAAUAGUAUAUAUUGGUACAGCUACAGUUAUCAUUAGACCUAUAGCAAUAAAUAAAUACAUUGUAACAUAACGAUGGAUAAGAAAAUGCUCACAUGGAAAAUGUUUCUUUUAAUGUUAUUUUAUUCUAACAUUAAUGAUACAUCUCAAAACCUCUAGUGAUUGAAGUAACAGUGUUAUUGGUAACAGCUUGGCUUGAAUGAGCAGGCUAGAUGUACAUGCCCUUUAACAUGCUUCUAAAACCUGACGUGCUAAGGAAAUGCCACACAUUGUUGGCUAAUUAAGGAUAAGGAAUCUUUUCCCCCCACAUAAUAUACAUUCUUCGAGCAUUGAUCAGUCCUACGAAUAAAAUAUAUCUUACAGUG